AUGGCUUCUGACAUGGAUUUCUCACCCACACCCAGCCCCCUUCCCCAAGAUUAUUCUUAUUGCAAUUGUAGCGAUCGUAUAACAACUGUACGAGUUCUCGUCAUCGUAGCUGUUCUCUCCAUGCUCCUCUUGCACAUCCUGGGCUCGUUACGCCGGUUGUCGAGCCACGAUCUCCUCCACACCAUCGUGGCGGGAAUCUACACGCUCUCCUACCCGCUGGUGAGCUACAUCAUUGGGCUCAUGAAAGCUUCCGACUGGUACCAUGUCCACUUUGCCAUCUGGGCCGUGUUCCUGCUGCUGCUCCUCGGCAACACAGACAGCCUCACAGCCCGCCGCCUCAGCGACAUCGACAAUUGGAAGAGCAUCUACGUGAAGCACCUCUUCAAGGUGUUCUUGAUGGUGUACGUCAUGCUGAAGAUAUACGGGUCCCCCAGUGAGGAUGGUAAGCACGUCCCACCUGUGCCCCACCUGCCCGCACUCACGGCCAUCCUAGUUGUUGUCGUCCUCAAGUGGUAUGUCAUGAUCGCCUCCAUGAGGAUGGUGAGCAAGUCCUACCUCUGCAAGAACACCAAGGUGGUCGCCGAGUACAUGAAGCAUAAGGACAACAACCCAGGGGAGCCCUUCGAUCCGGACGGCCCCAGCUGCUUGAAGAAGGUCACCACCGUGGAGCAGAUCUGGCAGUGCAAGGGGAACCUGCUGUUCCAUGAUCAGCGGGGCAAGUUGCUCAAGGACCUGUGCCUCUCCAUGGCACUCUCCAAGAUGCUCAACCGGAGAUUUGCUGGCUUCGAGCUCUCGGAGGCAGAGCUUGGGAAAACCCGUGACUUUGUGUUCACAGGUCUGCUCUCUGGGGACAAGCCGCACCAGCGGGCCUUCAGGGUCGUCGAGGAAGAGCUUGUUUUCGUCCAUGACCUAUAUUACACAAGGGUUGCCCUCACCAUUUUCAUAACCCUUGUUGUCGCAUUCCUGGAGGCAUACCAGCUGUACCUGUACAUAGCCUCAGGUUGGUUCAAGGUGGCGCUGGUACGGAGCUACGUUACCACGCCUUUUCUACAAAGAUGCCGCUUCCUUGAGACGAUCACAGGCCUUGUCUUGAGGUUUAAGGGGUAUCGCCCAUGGAAGGGUAGAGUUGGGCAGUACUGUAUCCUCCGGGAUCUUGGCAGCACAAGCCGAGUUAGAAAUUGUCUCCAUUAUGCUAUACUGUUCCUGCUGGACAAGACCAAGAAGGGGCGCAAGAAUUCAGUCAGGUUGUCUGAGAAUGUGAAGAAAGCCAUCGUAGAUUCCCUGGUGAGAAGCAACGGCCAGCUGACCAACGGGGUAGCAUCGUUGAAAGACAACGGCGUCCAUGGUGAACUCUCAAGGGGAUGUGAUGCUACUGCUACCGACGGGACGGUGACCCACACCAUACUGGUCUGGCACAUUGCCACGACCCUAUGCGAGCACCAUCUGGCGGAUGCACAUGACAGAGAAGACGACGCAGUCAGAACGGCCUCCACUCUGUCCCGGUACUGCUUGCAUCUCCUGGCUUUUGCACCUAACCUGUUGCCUGACCACAGCUCUGAAUCGGAAUACAUGCUUGAUCGCACACUCGACGAAGCAAGCGUGUUACUCGAAAAGGUCAAGAAGUUGGAGAGCAGCUGCCCUCUCAAGAAAAAAAAAAGUUGGAGAGUAGGUGUGAGGAGCUAAUGAAAUACAGCACCCAUGAUGGAGACGAUGGUGAUGAAGAAUCACUCGUUAAGCAGGGCGCUCGGCUUGCGAGGCGUCUGAUUGACGACAUACCAGAAACGAAAUGCCGGUGGAAGGUCCUCUCCGAUUUCUGGGCGGAGAUGAUGCUGUACGUCUCGCCAUCCGAUGAUGCCCGGGCGCACCUGGAAGCUCUUGCCAAAGGAGGGGAAUUCAUCACACACAUAUGGGUGCUGCUCACGCAGGCCGGUGUGCUCAAGCGAGGCCUGCAGGCAGGGCCAAAUGAUGUUGUCUGAUCGACCUCUACAACCAGUGCAGACGACGUAGCAGUCCAUAUCUACCGACCAACUGCCUGUAACAUUCUACCUAUAUAUAUUGUCUAGCUGUACAAGUUGUCACAAAUAACGUCAUACUUCGUAUGUCC
Molecule: messenger RNA, 2104 nt
Organism: Panicum virgatum (switchgrass)
Lineage: Eukaryota; Viridiplantae; Streptophyta; Magnoliopsida; Poales; Poaceae
Exons: 4
Coding region: 1-1683 (560 amino acids)
Source: RefSeq, a predicted model, not a curated record